CAGAUGCUGAUACAACGUGCGACCGGGCGGAACCUGACUGCGUAGGAACCCGAGGCGGGACAACGGCGUCAGCAUCGACGGAACCUCCCUUGCCGUGCUGAGAUCGCCCAGAAUUAUGCCUUGUGCGCCUGGUGCGUGUCAGCAUGACGAACAAGGAGAACUACAAGAUUGCCGACGCUGAUGCCCUGUUCGACGCCGUCCAGCUGUACAUCGACUCGACGCCACCGUGCGACCAAAACCGGCUCUCACCGCGGCACGCGGUCUUACCCAGGGCUGCCCUCAGCACUGUGCAGGACUUCGUGGAAACCACGAUAGUGCUCAGGAAAGAGCGGAACGAGCUUGGAAUAAGUAUCACGGGAGGCAGUGAUACUUACUUGGAAGCCAUCUGCGUCAGUGAAGUACACAGGGACGGUGUCGCCUACCAGGACGGUCGACUCAAGAAAGGUGACGUCAUCCUUGCGGUGAACGAACUUUCCCUCCGAGACGUGUGUUCGACGGACGCCGUGCGGGCUCUGAGGGAAGCACCGUCACCGGUGAGGCUCAUGGUGCUCCGGGAGAACCCGCAGACGCUCUUCACAACCACCGAGAAGCCUUCAAAGUUUAUCACAGUGGAGAUGCGAAAAGCAAGCGUCAAGGACCGCCUGGGAAUUAGCUUCAUACAAAGAACAAAUGGACGGGGGGUCUUCAUCACGUACAUCCAACCCGGAAGCAUCGCUGCACGGCACGGCCGCCGCGUCAUGCAGGGAGACCAGAUACUCGAAAUCAACGGCCAGAACGUGCGCGAGAGCAACCAGAAGGACGUCGCACAGAUGAUACACAACCUGGACGGCGCCAUCGUGCUGCUGUUGGGUCGGGUGCCGAGCCUCUCGACGGCCAUCCAGGAGUGGGCCCGCAAGAAGGCGCAACAGAGCCUUCGCACGCGAACCUCAACCUGGUCCUCUUACACGGGAAACAACAAGGAGAAGCUGCAGAUACAGAGGCCCAGCCUUCCUCUGAGCAGCGAGAGCUACGUGGUGAGCCUGGGCAACUGCGUCACCUCCAUGCUGGUGGCCACCAGCUCCCCGAGUGGACCGGCCUCUCGAUCGAGGGAAGUGAGCCCCAGCUCGUCGCUGCGACGCUCCAGGCUCAGCAUCGUCGCCGAAGACGUUCGACCUUCGAGCGGCGUCACGCGGACUACUUCGCUGGACGACGCCGCGACGCCCAGUGCUUCCGGUGUGCCCAGCAUCAUGGUCACAAGCUGCUGAGAGACGGUGCAAAUAGCACUGCGGCCACGGUCGAAUCUUCAAGAUUUUCCCCUCUCGAGCCAGCGAACGCGUCAGUCUCUUCCCCGAGGAUUUGGCCAUUCGAGGCCCUUGGGGUUCCUUUCAGACCAAGAACAUCCGCUUCCGGAUACCUGCUUGGCAUACACAGCGUUUCUGGUGAUUCUAGUGUGGAGGACAAGCUGCCCUUUCACAUCCGUUGCAAGCUACAUUUUUAAUUAAAUCGUUCGGAUCGUGAGGGGCUCGCCAAUCUUACGACGACAAUUUCCGGCUUCUGGAUAAUCAACAGAGCCCGUGAACCGCUGGACAGCGUUGGGGCUCUAAGAAGGCAGGCCCCUUAGAGAAGAGAUCUUGGACCCUCGUGCGUCUGCGAUGUGCAAAGGUGCAAGAACGUUGCUGCGCUUCGUGAGAUGCACCAGUCAAUGUGACCGCUUGUUACGAACUGGACGAUUGACUUUUCUUGUUAUGCCGGUGUGCGUGUCCGUGCAAGGUGUCACCUCCUUUCCUCUUCCCGGGCAGGGUAUCCCACUGGACUCCGCCAGGUUAACCUCACUGCCUUUCUCCUUUAAGUUUUCUAUCUCCUCUCUCUUCCUCUCUCCCUCCUUCCCUGUCUUCUGUUCCCUCUCUCUCUCUCUCUCUCUCUCUCUGGUGACAUGUUCAGACCUGUUUCUGGAGUAAUCUGAACUCACAGAGCACGAGGCCGCGUAUCCGAUUCGAUAGUGAGACACUGAAAAUGGUGACCCCUCGUGACCUUUCUGUGUGAAUAUCGUGUAUACAAUGGCGUACAGCGUACACCGCGCUGAGAGCAAUGCCGAUUGUAAAUGCAUGGCAGGUGCACCACCAUGUCCGCUUGCGAACGCACGUGCGACACUAGGCACCGCCCGCCUCUUCUGUUCCAACUUUCAACAUUGGAUAGGAGAUGCACGCUAACGUACAACGCAGUCAGCGUUUGUGUUACUGAUGGCUACACUUUGUUGCAACUACAGGCUUCGAAUCAAGCUAUGCUAUUGUUCUAAAUGCGUAACAGCGCACGCCAUUGUAACUUCCAGUGCGUUAGGUGGUUCGUUUGCAGCAUUGAAAAGCUAAUGCAGAGACUGGUGCACCCUUGUCUUUUGUACCAUCAUGUCAUUCCUUACGAGAAAGCAAAAUACUUGUCGGGAUGGUACGCAGGCCUCUGGGAAACCUAUGCGCAUCACUAUGGUCGGGUACAGCUUUAGAAGGCGGUGGCAUUUCCACCACUGGCGGAUGCACAUAAGCCUGCACCAAUGGGCGCUCACUGAAGAGUGACGUCAUGAGACGGACAGCCAGUGAUACUGAGAGCGUGGCAGAGGACAUGAACGAAACUAUUUCUUUAGUUGCAUAGAAAAUCGGCCGCCGCGCUUCGGUCAUCUGUGCGGAGCCUCUCCUAACUUCUGAAGUUGUACCCCGCUAUAGAAAUGGAUUUUCGUGUUCCAUGAGUUAGCCACGCGAGACGCUCACAUCAACAGUGUAAAAUGUAACCGUCACUUAAAUCGCUGCGAUCGCGAUCGCGCUACCCUGAACCGCAUACGAGUCGGUCUCUUCGAAUGCACAAUGCGCGAUAAAAAAAGUAUAUAGUGCGCAUGAGAACGGAUCAUUUGUCACUAUACUAACCAUAAAUCUGUUUUUUUUUUUUGCGUGUUUGUUUUUUUUCUUUUUUAACGUCGUCAGGGUGUGUGAGAUACGAUUAUUCAAUUUGUCGAAUUAUUAAGAUAGACACAUAGAGUAAUCUCGAUCUCAAGCCAAAUUCGCAAUGUCAGAGGGCUUUAUACGCUAUUCAAAUUUUAAAUAUGCGAACUUCUCUGAAGUGACAUUGAGGCCCUGAGACUUUUUUACAACUUAUAAGGCACUAAACAAAGUAAAAUAUGAAUCCCUGAGGCGCACCUAGAAAUUAUGACGUGGUACUCCACAAAAGUUUUUCGAGUGGGCCGAAUGGCUCCUCGAGUGGUACGGGCGCGUUUUAAGUGAUGUGCUCCAUUGAUGUGCUUGUUUGUUAAUGCACGAAACGUUAUUCGCUUGUGGUUGUCACACUUGUACAAUGAAAAUGUCUGUACAUACAGUUACAGUUAUUGCCAUAGGCAGCUAUGUUCAACAAGAGAGUUGAUAACAUACAGGAGUUAAGAACACGAAGUCUUCAGUUAAUUCAUUUCGAUUUGUCGCUAAGCUGCGUGAAAAAGUAAAGCUAUCUUAAUAUUCUUUUUGAAUCAGGCUGUACAGCGAGACAUAUUCAGCCGAUAUCUUUUACAGCACUUUGUACUGUGUUUUAUGGUAAAGAAAAGACACAGGAGAUGGAUCAGGAUCACAUACAGUAGAAAUUAUUCAACCAUUUCCCGAUGCCCGCUUUGGUUUUCGGUACGCAUAAUUUAAAACAAGCAACAGAGGCACAAUCGCGUUCUAAAGGUAAGAACAUAACGCGACUCAAACACUGUACUCAAAUGACGCAAACAGUAUCUAUAGUACGCAGUUGUAUGCAGUAGUAUCCGUUGCUGUUGCAAGUGGUAACGCGCAACUCAUAACGCCAUCUUCAAAAUAUUAUAAUAUAUAAUGGAGAUAUGAAGGUCGGGCUUGGUAGCAAUUUUAUAUAUCCUCAACUUCGUGACAGACAAUCGCGUAGCGAAUGCGUCGUCCUGCGUUGCUUCGAAACGACUGAAUGCGUGAAAAAGCUAUGAAAGGGCAAACUACUAAAGGAAUAUUGUACGCGAAAACGGACGAUCCCCUUCAAUUGCUAUUUCUUCGACGUCCACCCUAAAAAUGCAGUCUGUUCGCCAGCAGCGUUUGCAAGUUUCGUCGUAAAGCGUCACAUAGCAAGCCAUCUACCGUUCUUGUGAACUCGGCAGGAAAAAAAAAAAGAAAAGAGCUAUCCUGUAAAACUAAUUUUAUGCAACAGAACCAUGGUAUCGUUUUUUUUUCUUUUUAGUCAAAAACGAUAUCCUGCUUUGAAAUAACCCAAGCAGGUCUCCCUUCAAGCACUUUCUUUCAAAGAAAUGCCUUGAAAGCGUGCUUCGCCACAAAUAUAGUCGUUCUGUGGAGAAGCCUACUUCAUCCCUUCGCAUGCUGCUUUUAAUUUUCCCAGAUACGGCUGCGUCACUCGCUAAAACACAGUUUACUUUCUUUCUCAAGCGCUUUUGUUUCGACAGAGAGCCUUCACCUCUUCGUAUUGUUAUCAUAUUGUAUGCUAUUAUAUUAUAUGCGACGAUAUAUGCGAUAUUAUAUGCGAUAUUAUAUGCGUUAUGAUAUGACGUUCAGCGGCUACGGCCCUCUCCGGGACACAGCCGCUAAGCUUCAAAGGCGUUAACAUUUAGAAGAGCUGGCCCGAUUGUAUAGGGCCAGUAUGGUAUACGCAAAUACUGACUUUAGUUAAAACUUUUUUGUUGUUGUUGUUGUUGUUACAUACGAUUUAGAUUGCAGGGACAUAUUUGAUCGUCGCUAGUCUCGCUACUACCUUCCGGUAAAAAAAGGAGUUUGAGAAGCAAAAAGUGGUUUGCAAAAAAUGAACAGCCCCGAUUCGUGGAAAGGCUUGAAACCCUAGCGUACAUUUUAAGGCGUAGAACUCUGGAGCACAUAAGCUGCACUGGUGAGAGCAUUACACGUGUUUCCGUGCAGAACGACCUGUCAAUUCCCGAAUCAAUGACAUAGCACGAGGCGUCUAGACAGACACCGAGUGAACGUGAAUUGCGAAAGAAAAAGGCUUGUUAAGCGGCCCUGUUAAUUGACCAAGUGACCUCGCUACCCAAUAGAGCACAAGUUGGUACAAACCGAAGUAAUUAGUUAAAACGUCGCACGUUUCUCGAUACAUGUUUCUACACGAACGUAGCACUACCGAAUUAGACAAAUUCCGUAGACGAACUCGCAUACGAAACUGAGUUCGCUCAAUAGGCACUUGUACACAGUUUGAAUGCCUCGUAACAGUGAGCGUUUAUUUGGAGUCCUUUAAACGAAGACAAAAA
Molecule: messenger RNA, 5224 nt
Organism: Rhipicephalus sanguineus (brown dog tick)
Lineage: Eukaryota; Metazoa; Arthropoda; Arachnida; Ixodida; Ixodidae
Product: inaD-like protein
Exons: 10
Coding region: 144-1244 (366 amino acids)
Molecular function (GO): protein binding
Source: RefSeq, a predicted model, not a curated record